UCCAGUUGUACGUACAGAAGUGCCAAGCCUCGUGCCGAGUAGACGCAGUCCCAUGGCAUCAUCGACGCACUUGCCCAAGGCGCCGACCAGCAAGAUUCAUGAAUUCGAGUCAGACAAGGAGAACUUCCCGCCAUGCACCAAAGUGGGAGCCACGAAGGACAGCACCAGACUCAUUGCCUCCAAACCCGACAAGGCCGUGUCAACUCCUUGCAACUUGAAAGGUAGCUGGUCAAUCGAGGACGACGUCAAGAUGCGGUCGUUGGUGUAUGAAUAUGGAACGAAGAACUGGAACGAAAUCGCCUCGCAUUUUACACACAAGAGCGGUCGCCAAUGCCACGAACGAUGGAAGCAAAUGGGCAGCACAACGAUGCUGGAGACGCCGAAGAAGGCGGCGAGUGGGUAUGCUGGCAACUUUGACUUCACCAAAGCUCUCGCGGUCAUCAAGAAGAAUGUCGCGAGUGGUUCUGCCGUAAAAAGCACCCCUACACCAUCAUCAUCUCAGCCAUUCCGCGGUCGCAAUCAAUUCCCUGGCAUUUUGGGAAAAGCGACGCCGCCACACCCCUUGUCAUCCCACGCUCCGUAUUCCGCGAGUCCACGCCUCGGCAAAGUGAACAAGCUCCACAGUAUUGCAAACAAGCUGAAAAUCCGCCAAGAGCUGCUCAGUGCCGAGAAAGUCGUCACCCCCAAACACCACAAGAACCAACGCCCGAUGUCUCCCGUGCAUGCAACUCCACAGAAGCAGCGAAACAAAGCCAUGUUGGGCCCAUGGAGCACUCUCUACGGCGUCGAUGCCGACGACAUUGAGUGUGUGACGUUCAUCAAGCGCCCCCCGCCGCCCCCCCCAGGGUACAUGCCGCGCCGGGUCGUGCCAGAGCUCAAGCGUCGACGACAGGGCCAUGAACUCAACAGCCAAAUGUCUACUGGCAACGUACCUUGGAUGCACUGGUCAGGUGAAGCGUUGGAGCGUUCGUUGAUCGAGAUGAUUGCGUGGCGGUAUGACCAACCACCGUCGUCUCAACUCGGCCAAUUCGCGGCGGUGAAUCGAGCGAUCAAGAAGCGUCGUCGAUCCAGUCCCACGACAACAGCGUCGUGAGGAGUUGUGAAGUGUAAUGUAGAAAACAAAGCAGGAUAGCCAAGUAGGUACGCUGUACACAUUCGCGAUAAAAUAUGUAAGUACAUCAGUCAAUGGAUG
This is a messenger RNA of Aphanomyces astaci, 1192 nucleotides long. RefSeq lists its product as hypothetical. Lineage: Eukaryota; Oomycota; Saprolegniomycetes; Saprolegniales; Verrucalvaceae. The coding region runs from base 53 to 1093 and encodes 346 amino acids. The transcript has 8 exons. The record is from RefSeq and is a predicted model, not a curated record.